UAUUUAAUGCCAAUUGAUAUUUUUGUAUCUCCAUAACCUGCUUCAUGAGCUGGGUCAUAAAAUGCACCCAGCCAAAACCUGUGCUUAAACUAGGCGGCAGAAAUCAAGUGAAUCCGUCGUCCAUAUUCCACUGCUCCGUCUGAUCUUGGUUCGUUUCAUCAGAUAAAAACUGAAAUGCUGAACAAAAAGUGAAAAUAAGUAAGCAGAUUCCCAAAGAGCCUCCAGAAAACUUCCAAAAAGCUCAGAAAGCUGAAGCUCACAGUAAAACCAACCAGUGACAGCAGAGACUGUUGGGUGUAAAUACAUCAGUUUCCAUCUGUUUGCUACUGAUUAUAAGAUCUUUAACAGAUUAAUAAUGUCAAAAUGUCCAAAUGCACAAAGAGUUUUCAGUUUAUCACCAGAAUCUGAGGAUGCCGUUAAGGUCAGUGGUCAUCAGUGUGUCUUUGUGUUCACAGGGUCCAGUUCCAAACUCAGCAGCCUGUCCUCCUGGAUGGACCCAGCUUGGAAGUCGCUGCUUCAUUUUCUACUUCAGCCCGAGGACGUGGAGCGAUGCCGAGGCCUUCUGCAUUUCUAUUGGUGGGAAUUUGGCCUCAGUCCACACCAACGAAGAAAACGACUUCCUGAGUGACAUGGUCGUACGGGGCACUGGCAGCCCUUCGAUCACAUGGACCGGCGGCCAUGACGCCAUCACAGAGGGACAGUGGAUGUGGAGCGACGGAUCAAAGUUUGACUAUUCUGCCUUCGCUCUCAGUCAGCCUGAUAAUUACCAACAAACAGAAAACUGUCUGGAAAUGAACUGCGGUGGGAGCAAGUGGAACGACAGACCAUGUACCCAGCCAUGCCCAUUUGUUUGUGCCAAAAAAGUCUGAAGCCUCCAACCAUCUGCUGAAAAUCUUCUCAGCUUCAUCUCUGCUCAGUUUUAAUACUUUUAAUAAACUGAAAUUAAUUGUGUGGUUGUAAGAUGACAAAAGUUUAAAAGGUCUAAGGGGAACGAAUGGAUAAGAGGGAAUGCUGCUCUGAUAGCAAGUCUGUGUUUGGUAGGAUUUCUUUUGGGCUUAAUGGGUUUUUAAUCUUCUGAAAUAAAAAGUAACAUUAUAAACACAAACUUGAUUUAAUGAUCUUUAUGCUGUCAAAUAUUUUUACUUCAUUAAGUGGUUUGAAAACCUGCACAUGA
This is a messenger RNA of Poecilia latipinna (sailfin molly), 1174 nucleotides long. Its product is annotated as galactose-specific lectin nattectin-like. The coding region runs from base 372 to 869 and encodes 165 amino acids. NCBI's taxonomy places the organism in Eukaryota, Metazoa, Chordata, Actinopteri, Cyprinodontiformes, Poeciliidae. The transcript is spliced from 5 exons. The record is from RefSeq and is a predicted model, not a curated record.